This is a messenger RNA of Penicillium pulvis, 708 nucleotides long. Its product is annotated as putative pyrimidine 5'-nucleotidase. NCBI's taxonomy places the organism in Eukaryota, Fungi, Ascomycota, Eurotiomycetes, Eurotiales, Aspergillaceae. The transcript is spliced from 5 exons. Gene Ontology annotation, molecular function: nucleotidase activity. Gene Ontology annotation, biological process: nucleotide catabolic process; pyrimidine nucleobase metabolic process. The record is from RefSeq and is a predicted model, not a curated record. Bases 1 to 708 code for a protein of 235 amino acids.
AUGACUGCCAACGGUGCAAACGGAGCCGGAGGUGACUCACGGCCAGUGUUCUUCUUCGACAUUGACAACUGUCUGUACUCUAAAGGAUGCAAUAUUCAUGAUGAGAUGCAGAAAUUGAUCAACAAGUUCUUCUGCAAGCACCUCGAUCUUACUCCGGAAGAUGCGCACAUGCUGCACCAGAAAUACUACAAGGAGUACGGCCUUGCGAUUGAAGGUCUGACCCGCCAUCACAAGAUCGACCCGCUCGAAUUCAACUACGAAGUGGAUGAUGCCCUUCCCCUCGAUACAAUCUUGAAGCCAAACCCCAAGCUGCGCUCUCUGCUGGAGUCUCUGGACACCACCAAAGUGAAGCCCUGGCUGCUCACCAAUGCUUAUGUCAGCCAUGGAAAGCGAGUGGUGAAACUGUUGGGUAUUGAAGAUCUGUUUGAGGGUAUUACGUACUGUGACUAUGGCUCGUUACCGUUGGUUUGCAAACCGAGCCAGGAUAUGUAUGCAAAGGCAGAGAAAGAGGCCAGGGCUCCCAGCACCGAAUCGUGCUACUUUGUCGAUGAUUCAUAUCUGAACUGCAAGCAUGCAGCGGCUCGAGGCUGGUCAACUGUCCACUUUGUGGAAGCGGGAGUCGAAGUCCCGCGCAUCCCGGCAUCGAAAUACCAAAUCUCAGACCUUGAGGAGCUACGUGUCCAUUUCCCGGAGGUAUUCAAGUCGUAA